Caenorhabditis remanei is the source of this 900-nucleotide messenger RNA. RefSeq lists its product as uncharacterized. NCBI's taxonomy places the organism in Eukaryota, Metazoa, Nematoda, Chromadorea, Rhabditida, Rhabditidae. The transcript has 2 exons. The record is from RefSeq and is a predicted model, not a curated record. Gene Ontology annotation, biological process: innate immune response. The coding region runs from base 1 to 900 and encodes 299 amino acids.
AUGCGCACCCGCAAAGUGUGUCAUCUACUCCGAGACACUGUUGAUCGGCAGCCAAUAGUAAUCAGUGAUUGCGCAGUUAGGCUUCCAUCCGUUAGCACAUCUGUUCUCAACUUGAACGAAUAUUUCAAUGAAUACUCUAAAAAAGGCAAGAAUUGUGAAAUUUACUGUUAUCAUUCGAAGCGAACGAAACAAAUCGAUGACGCAUGGCAUGUGGAUCUUGCUAUGAAUGACUUAUCGAUUCUGUUCAAAUCAUCCAAUGUUCGAAUCGAGAAUCUCGUCCUUAUUCUCAGAAGAGAAGCGAAAUAUGUUGUAGAUUCGUGUCUUCGUUUGAUACGAGAUAUUUCGAAUCUACAUGUUGGCCGCUUGGUUCUCAAAGUGGAAAAUACUGAAUUGGCUUUAUCUGCCUUAUCGAGUUUCAAACCUGGAUCUUUUCGAUGUCUCACCAUCGAAUUCAGCGAACCUGAAAAGGAAGUUGGAAUACUCUACGAUAGCAGAAUCAUUGGGACGGAACAAUUCAGACAAGCCGAAGAAAUCGAUAUAGUAAAGUAUGGAAUUAUCGACCCAAUCCAUCUCGAGAGCUUCUUUCACUGUAGUAAAUUUCGGAUCACAUUGUCAUCGCUCAGUGGAGAAAACAUUUUACAAUUAAGAGAUGCGCUGGCAAGCUCGGACAAUUUCGAAGCAUGUCAUAUUUAUUUGUCACGUCCGCUCAAUCUUUCCAACAUUGGAAAAUCUCUAGAAGCUAAUGUGUCAGACGGUGCACCUUUUUUUACUUGCGAAUAUCCAUGCCCAGACACUGAUUCUUAUCUUGACAUUCAAGUCAGACCAUCUAAAGUUUUCAUUUUUUGUUAUUCCACUCUAGAAUCAGGUGAAGAUGAUGAAAAUUCAAAUUUAACGAAAUAA